This is a messenger RNA of Tachysurus fulvidraco (yellow catfish), 2441 nucleotides long. RefSeq names its product rho GTPase-activating protein 26. The record is from RefSeq and is a predicted model, not a curated record. Gene Ontology annotation, cellular component: cytoplasm. The transcript is spliced from 23 exons. Gene Ontology annotation, molecular function: protein binding; GTPase activator activity. The coding region runs from base 192 to 2441 and encodes 749 amino acids. NCBI's taxonomy places the organism in Eukaryota, Metazoa, Chordata, Actinopteri, Siluriformes, Bagridae. Gene Ontology annotation, biological process: signal transduction.
GUAGGUUGGAGCGGCAAUUGGGGGAAUCGAGGCGUUUAAAACACGCAGAGAGGAUCCGCUGUUAGUGAGGAUUGUCUUUACCUCCUCUUCCUCCUCCUCUUCCUCCCUGUUGUCAUGAGAGGCGCGCAGGUUCUCCAGUCCUCCUCCUGUCGGUCUGCCUGAGUGAGAAAGCAGCGCUUUAGGACGAGAACAUGGGGCUGCCUGCGUUGGAGUUCAGUGACUGUUACUUAGACAGUCCUCAGUUCCGAGACAGGUUAAAGUCCCACGAACUGGAGCUGGACAACACCAACAAGUUCAUCAAGGAGCUGAUUAAAGACGGAAAAGCGCUCAUCCAGGCACUGAAGAAUCUGUCUACAGCACAAAGAAAGUUUGCAGAGUCGCUGAACGAGUUCAAGUUCCAGUGCAUCGGCGACGCUGAGACGGACGAUGAGAUCUGCAUCGCCAGAUCACUUCAGGAGUUUGCUGGUGUUCUUCAGAACCUGGAGGAUGAAAGGACACGGAUGAUUGAUAAUGCAAACGAUGUUCUCAUCACUCCACUGGAGCGGUUCAGGAAAGAACAGAUUGGAGCAGCCAAAGAGGCGAAGAAGAAGUAUGACAAGGAGACGGAGAAAUACUGCGCUGUCCUGGAGAAGCACCUCAGCUUAUCUGCCAAGAAGAAGGAGUCACACCUUCAUGAAGCAGACAGUCAGGUGGAUCACGUGAAGCAGCAUUUCUACGAGGUGUCGCUGGAGUACGUGUUCAAAGUGCAGGAGGUUCAGGAGAGGAAGAUGUUUGAGUUUGUGGAGCCGCUGCUGGCGUUUCUCCAGGGGCUCUUCACGUAUUACCACCAUGGAUACGAGCUGGCCAAAGACUUCAACCACUUCAAGACGGAUCUCACUAUCAGCAUACAGAAUACUCGGAACCGUUUCGAGAGCACGCGGUCAGAGGUGGAGAGUCUGAUGAGGAAGAUGAAGGAGAACCCGCACGAGCACAAGAAUAUCAGUCCUCACACUAUGGAGGGUUACCUGUUUAUCUUAGAGAAACGUUCUUUUGUGUCCACGUGGGUGAAGUAUUACUGCACUUACCAGCGUGACACCAAACAUCUCACCAUUGUGCUGUUCGACCAGAAAUCUGGAGGCAAAACUGGGGAGGAGGAGAGCUUCGUCCUGAAGUCUUGCAUCCGAAGGAAAACCGACUCCAUCGAGAAGCGAUUCUGCUUUGAUGUAGAGGCUGUGGAUCGGCCUGGAGUGAUGAUAACAAUGCAGGCUCUGUCAGAAGAGGACCGUAAGUUGUGGAUGGAGGCGAUGGAUGGCAGAGAGCCGGUAUACAACAUGAAUCGAGACAGCCAGAACGAAGCCAUGGCCCAGCUGGAUGUGAUCGGCUUCAACAUAAUCAAGAAGUUCAUCUACGCCGUAGAGACACGAGGCAUCGAUGAACAGGGACUCUACAGGAUCGUCGGCGUCAGCUCCAGAGUGCAGAAGCUACUGAGCCUCGCCAUGGAUCCUAAAACAUGUGCUGAUGUGGAGCUGGAGAGCUCAGAGUGGGAGAUCAAGACCAUCACCAGUGCCAUCAAACACUAUCUCAGGAUGCUUCCUGCUCCACUGAUGACCUACCAGUACCAAAGAAACUUCAUCAAAGCUGCCAAGCUGGAUAAUCCCGAGGCACGUGUCGAGGAGAUCCACAGCAUCGUGCACCGUCUUCCAGAGAAGAACCAUCAGAUGUUGGAGCUGCUGAUGAAGCACUUAGCGAAUGUGGCGAGUCACCACCAGCAGAAUCUGAUGACGGUGGCUAAUCUGGGCGUGGUGUUCGGCCCCACCCUGCUCCGGCCGCAAGAGGAGACCGUGGCUGCAAUUAUGGACAUCAAGUUCCAGAACGUGGUGGUGGAGAUCCUGAUAGAGAACCAUGAACGUAUCUUUAAAGAGACGCCUGUUCCUGCAGCGGGACAAAGCAGCUCGCAGUCCAGCGUCCACAGGAGGAGAAGCACAGAGAGCAAAGCUCCAUCCUGCAGUGAGAGACCUCUCACACUCUUCCACACUCCUACACACUCUGAGAAAGAGCCAGCAGCAGUGGAGAAGAGGAACAGUGUGCACCUAAACUCUGAACCCCAGCCAGCAGCUUGUUCCUCACUCAACUGCACCAGCAAUCAGAACUGGAACAAGUUUAUUAACCUCAGCAGUGGGGACGGAGAACAGGAUGGUGUUGUACAGGCACGUCAGGGUAGAUCUAAUUCACAUCAAAUUCCAAGAACUCGAGGUAGCAGCAUAUCAUCCAGCUCAGCCUUCACCCAGCUCCACCUCUCCACGCUCUCCUUCCUGCCGAUGUUCUCUGCUCCCUCCAGUCCUCAGUCAGCUCCCUGCACUUCCAGUGAAUGUUCUCCGCUCAGGUUUGUCCUGAGUCUUUUUCUGCGGUGUUUGUGGCUAUUUAACACCUCUGACACUUUUAAACAGAAACACGGUGUGUAA